Molecule: messenger RNA, 372 nt
Organism: Trichophyton rubrum CBS 118892
Lineage: Eukaryota; Fungi; Ascomycota; Eurotiomycetes; Onygenales; Arthrodermataceae
Exons: 1
Coding region: 1-372 (123 amino acids)
Source: RefSeq, a predicted model, not a curated record
AUGUGUUCUCUAAAUGCAGAUACGUUCCAGCGAUCAUCGACCUUGAAGUGCAGAAGAUACAUAGAUCUCCCCCCCCUCGACCAUUCCCUACCCCAAAUUUACCGCUUUCAUCCCCCAGCCACAGCCGCAGGCCCGACGGCUACGACUACCACCACACCCCGAACCCAUCCCUCCAGAUGCGAAACCUGCAAUAACCUUCCAAAUCCUGUUCUUUCUACCUGUUUGUUUCCGCCUUUACCGAUUUUAAUGACGAGCGUUUCUCAUUUUUCCACCACCUUCCUGCAUUUGGGACGGAGCAACUGCUCGUACUGCAAGGUUAUCUCUUCAUCCAUCUUCUCUUCUUCUCCUUGUUCUUCACACUUGACGAAGUAA